Messenger RNA from Osmia bicornis bicornis, 2634 nucleotides. It is a transcript of the gene Loxl2, whose product is annotated as lysyl oxidase homolog 3. The transcript has 8 exons. Gene Ontology annotation, molecular function: protein-lysine 6-oxidase activity; copper ion binding. Lineage: Eukaryota; Metazoa; Arthropoda; Insecta; Hymenoptera; Megachilidae. Bases 281 to 1804 code for a protein of 507 amino acids. Gene Ontology annotation, biological process: peptidyl-lysine oxidation. The record is from RefSeq and is a predicted model, not a curated record. Gene Ontology annotation, cellular component: membrane.
GAUCUACCAUGUGCCGAUCGUCCAAAGUGUUCCACUGUAGACGCGUAACUCUUCGAGACCGCCUCUCGCCUUCCAGCUAGAAGCAAACACAUAUUCCAUCGCGCGAUCGACGUAACGAGCAUCGGUAUCCCGUGAUACUCGGUAAACGAAAUACACGUGGCGUGAAUUUUAACACCAUCCCUGAUUACGAUCUGUAAAAGAUUUAGAGAUCAGUAGGAGAAUGAUUGAUAAUUUCACGGUGAAGGAUCGUUAGAUUACUUUCCAUGUUAGUGGUUGAACAAUGACGACGAGGUGGACGAUGAACUGGAGGAGGCUCAUUUUCGUCGGCUUCUUGAUUAUAUUGAUCCUGGCAGAUGUGUGCAAUGCAUACAAUAAUACCUUGGACAAGGUUCGCGAGAAAAAGGCGCGAAUGGUGAAGAAGCUCCGCAAGGACGUCCGGAAGUUAAAGAAACAGGAGGGCGCGGUGAAGCUUGUAGGUGGCGAGGGUGGACACGAAGGAAACGUGGAAAUACUUCACGAGGGGAAAUGGGGCAGUAUAUGCGACGACGAAUGGGAUUACUUGGAGGCCAAUGUGGUUUGCAGGCAAUUAGGCUUCGACGGUGCAAUUAAACCAACGACGAACGGUCACUUCGGUCAGGCCAGAAGAAUGUAUUGGAUGGACAACGUGUACUGCGACGGCAGCGAGGACGAGUUAUCCAAGUGUCGUUUCGACGGAUGGGGUACGUCCGACUGCGAGAACAGCGAGGCUGCAGGUGUAAUUUGCGGCCGGGGCGAAGAGGAGGCGAUAAGAGGUAAAACGAAGGGCAAAAGGAAGCCGGAGAAGCAGAGAAUCAAGGAUGUCCAUCAGAGGGGAAUGGCGAUAAGGCUGGCCGGUGGACGAGUCCACGGCGAGGGUAGAGUCGAGGUCAAACUUGGACAUUCAGAUUGGGGUGUUCUCUGCGGCGAUGGUUGGUCCCUGUUCGAAGCGGCGGUGGUUUGUAGACAAUUGGGCCUUGGUUACGCCUCCGACGCCGUCCAGACGAACUUUUUCGGCGGCCAAAGGAUACCGAUCUCUCUCACCGGUGUGCAGUGUCACGGAGACGAGAACAGCCUGAUAGACUGUCUGCACGACAAGAUUCUAGAAUGUCCAGGGUCUACAGAAAAUGUCGCGAGUGUAGUAUGUCUGAAAGAGAUGCCAGAUCUUGUCUUUGACCAUAUAGAGUUGAUGCGUACCGCCCAUCUGGAAGAUAGACAACUAUAUUGGCUCCAGUGUGCCAUGGAAGAGAAUUGCGUCGGUUCCCAAGCAUACAAAAUUCAAAAAGAGUCGGAGAAUUGGCACCUGGAGACCAGAAGGCUCCUUCGAUUCACCGCGAGGAUCUUGAACGCCGGUACUGCGGACUUUCGACCCUCUGUCCCGAAACACCUAUGGGAGUGGCAUAUGUGCCACAUGCAUUACCACUCGAUGGAGGUGUUCGCCACGUUCGACGUAUUAGACAAGAACGGGAACAGGCUGGCUGAGGGACACAAAGCGUCUUUCUGCCUGGAGGACAAUCAAUGCUUGGACGGAGUGAAGGCGAGGUACAAAUGCGCCAAUUACGGGGACCAAGGCAUCUCCGUCAACUGUAGCGACAUAUACAAACACAAUAUCGAUUGCCAGUGGGUGGACAUAUCGGAACUUCAACCUGGUGAAUACGUCUUCAAGGUCGCGGUAAAUCCGGAGUUCAAAGUGGGCGAGAUGUCGUUCGACAAUAACGCUGCAAUCUGUCGUUUACUCUACACGGAAACAUUUGCCACGGUGCAUAGUUGCACUAUGGGCAGACCUUGACACGGACCUGUUACGAUAAUGCUCGGCCUGAUGAUUUCAUCGCGAAGAAGAAAAUCAUACGCGACGCGCAUUAUCGUGGCUCUUAAUUAAAAUCCUUCCAUUGCGUAAAAACAAUAAAGGCUCGUCUCGAGUAAUCGUUGUUCUUAAUUGAACUGAUUACCCUUAUCGUGGGCUCGCUGCGAAGAAAACGGAAACUCUUCGGAGAAAUGGUCUAAGAGAAAUUUCACGAGGAAUGUGAAUUUACGUGAUUUCAUAGUAAUCGCUAUUUAACAGAGCUGAUUGUCAGAAAUUGGAACGCUAUUCCAUUAAUUAAUAUUAAUUGAACUUACUUAGCUAAAAUCUACUAAUAUUAUUUUAAGUAUAUGUAAUUAUUAUUUAAUAGCUAGCUUAAAUUAUAAUUUCAUCUUGAAAUAUAUGAAAAAGAAAUAAAUAAAGAAAACUAUUUAUUCGUCGAAAGGAAGAACCCCUUGGCGCUUAAGUCGAGCAACCAGUCAUACAGAUCGAAGCGGUUCAAGAACGACCUCCUUCGAACUGAUGCUCUCCGUGGCUGGAAUCUCAAGUUUCGAAGUCUAGGAGUCAAUUUAUAGACGCCCGACCCACGCCAGUUAUCCUCAUAGUUUGCUCUAGAUUUUCAACCACGACUACGCUAAUAAAUUGAACAAUUCAGGAGAGUGGUUCCUCGAUGUUCGAACCGUGUCUAGUCGAUACUCGGUGCCCUGGAAUACCGGGAACGGCAGCGAGAAAUCAUCGAGGCUCCCUCUCUUUCAUCGUCGAAGAAAUAAUUCGAGCAACCAACAUUCCCUCAAGCGGGAAUUAAAAAAAUUGGAGAA